AUGAUACUUGCGAUUCUUUGCUGUAUAACCGCCGCGAAAGUGGAGAAUCGAAGGCUUGGCGUGGUUCAAAGGCACGGUUUAGUUGAUAAGCCCGACGAAAGAGUGCCGAUGACUAUGUUCUGGCUGCUUCCGCAGUUUGUUCUGCUCGGAGGGUUUAACGGGAUUUUUAAUUACAGUGCGAUUAGUUUCUUUAUCGACCAAUCGCCUGUUUCGACGCAUAGGUGCUUGCCGUUUUUCGUUAGUGGUGUUUCGGGUGUCGGGAUUCUGUGCAGUGUGGUGUCGGUUUACGUUGUGGGGAGGAUUAGUGAAAGGGGAGGGAAAAUGUGGUUUCAACAUGAUUUGAAUGGGAGUAGGCUUGAUAAGUACUACUGGACAUUGGCUUGGCUGAUGGCGGUUAAUCUUGUUGUGUUUAUAGUUGUGGCGGUUUUUUACCGUUAUAAGGAAGCUGAGCUGGCGGAACAACAGGCGGAGGAGUUUGGCGGGAUUAAUGAGCCGUACGAUGAUGACUCGAAAGGCUUUUGUUGCUGCUGCUGCUUGCUGGCAUGGGCAGACAUAUUGGCUAUAUAUGCGAUGUGGUUGCUGAUGGCGUACUUGACCGACGUUUGGAGGCUCGAACUCACACACGCUUCUACGAUUGUCACUAUCUUAUGGGCUCUCUUCAACCUAUUCCCUUUAUUCCAGGCCUUCUUAGCUGACACCCUCACCGGCACUUAUGGAAUACUCUUCAUCUCCACCGCUUCAUUUAGUGCCGGAUUGGGACUUUUGACCAUGUCGACCCCACCGGUGCUAGCACACAGUACCGGAAGCUGCAGCGAAUACAAGCCCGAAUGCAUUGGCCAACCUCAGAAAUCACUUCUCUACGCAGCGGUGCCUUUAAUAGCAUUUGGAAUGGCUGGAAAUUUGACUUUUUGCAGCACAUUCAUCGCGGAGAGAGCCAACACCACUGGAGAAAUCAAUGUUACCUGGAAAAAUUGUGCGUGGUUCGUUUACGGUGAUUUACCACGUGCCAUAGUCACUCUCGUUGCAGUUUUAGGACUCCCUUACGUUAAACCGUGGUCUCUACGGUUCGGUAUUCCUGCAAUAUGUACUCUUGUCGCAACUCUCUUGUUUUUCAGUACCUUGUGUUCGUACAAGAAUAUUUUAAAGCCAAAUGGAAGCCCUUUGACGAUUCUCAUUCGAGUGUUUGUGGCUGCUGUUUCCAAGUUCUUUUAUAGAGUCCCUGCAGAUUCUAAUGAACUAUACGAGAUCCGAAACUCUCAACUUCAUUUGGUCCCCCAUUCGAGGAGCCUAAGGUGUUUGGACAAGGCGGCGAUUUUAAUGCCAACAAAGACUGUAGAGGAGCAAGCAAAUAAUAAGUGGAGGCUUUGUCGGAUUACGGAAGUGGAGGAGACGAAAAAAGUGGUGCGCCUGAUUCCGGUGUGGUUGACUUUCAUCCUAUGUGGCGUUGUAAAAGCCGUCGGAUAUACCUACUUCAUCGAGCAAUUAAAUCACAUGAACCCCAAAGUUGGGCGCCUCAAGGUUCCCCUCGUACUCAUUAUUUGGUUCUACGAGCAAGCCAAAUUAAAUGGUGCGCAACUAUGUGCUGUUUUUAUUACCACUUUAGGUUUCAUCACCGGGUCGAAAAAGCUAGCUUCUUCAAUUGGGAUUGCGAUAUCGAUGAUAAUCGCGAUACUUUGCUGUAUAACUGCUGCGAAAGUGGAGAGUCGAAGGCUUGGGGUGGUUCAAAUGCACGGUUUAGUCGAUAAGCACGAUAAUAGAGUGCCUAUGACUAUGUUUUGGUUGCUUCCUCAGUUUCUUUUGCUCGGGGCAUUUGAGGGGUUUUUCACCAUCGGCAGUAUUAUAUUCUUCGUUGACCUAUCCUUGAUGCAGGAGUUCAUUGAGCAAACCCUUGACUCGAUGGAUGAGCCCAUUGACCAAACCACUGCCUCGAUGCAGGAUUUCAUUGACCAACCACAUUUCGUGAUGCAGAGGUACUUGGGGCAUUUCAAUAGUGGAUUCUCCGGUAUUGGGAUUCUCGCGAGCAUUUUGACGGUGUUCAUUGUCGGGAAGAUAAGUGAAAAGGGAGGGAAAAUGAAUUGGUUUCAACACGAUUUGAAUCGAAGUAGGCUCGAUAAGUACUAUUACACACUGGCUUGGCUGAUGGCGGUUAAUCUUGUUGUGUUUAUAGUUGUGUCGGUUAUUUACCGUUACAAGGAAAACCGGUUGAAAGAUCGAGAGGCGGCUGCACAACGUGGUGGAAUAUAA
This is a messenger RNA of Erythranthe guttata (spotted monkey flower), 2244 nucleotides long. NCBI's taxonomy places the organism in Eukaryota, Viridiplantae, Streptophyta, Magnoliopsida, Lamiales, Phrymaceae. The record is from RefSeq and is a predicted model, not a curated record.